AUGUGGCUAUCAUCGGAUCUCCUGAGGAUCUGUCGCUCCAUCGCUUCUCCAGAAUCCGACUCUCCAAUUCCUAUCACGCACUUAGAGGCAUCUCGGACUUGUCAUAUCAUCAGAACUUUGUCAGAAUCUAGUGCUCAGCGAGCGCAGUCUGAUCACUUCCCAUUAUUGCAAUUGCCUCUGGACAUUUUGACUAUGCAUCUGAGUACGCUUCUUCCACAUGCGUCUCUGGUGUGUCUUCGUUCCAGCUGCUCGAAAUUGCACACCGCAAUUCCAGCGCCUCCGAAGAAGAGACUGGUUGAUUUAGAGCGGUGUGAGAUUAAAGUGCUAUUCGCUGCUUUGGAGGAAGCACGAGAACGACCCUCGCGCAUGUUCUGUGCACUCUGCUCGACUUGUUAUCCGAUCGAAUUGUUCGCUUGGGGAUUGGAGAAACGCGCGGUACAGAAGGCUGAUAUCGGCAAUGAGGCGGCCGAGAGUCUAGAGACCAUAGGCGCAAGGAACAGCAACGAACUUGACAAUCGGGUCUGCAGAUGGCAUCGUGCAAGAUUCGAACGGAAAGUCUUAACAGGUCAUGGAGCGAUAAAGUCAGAGUGGACACUGGAAGAAGCCUGCAUGCAUUGUGGAGGCGUACUUGCUUGGGGGAGAUGUGAUUGCAAGGCUUUGUGCCAGACUUGCUGGAAAAGGAGUGUUUGGUGCCAUACAGAAGUUGUGGAUACGGAGCAUGCGAACGAUGUUAUCUAG
Aureobasidium melanogenum CBS 110374 is the source of this 738-nucleotide messenger RNA. RefSeq lists its product as uncharacterized. Bases 1 to 738 code for a protein of 245 amino acids. Lineage: Eukaryota; Fungi; Ascomycota; Dothideomycetes; Dothideales; Saccotheciaceae. The transcript has a single exon. The record is from RefSeq and is a predicted model, not a curated record.